Paramacrobiotus metropolitanus is the source of this 2133-nucleotide messenger RNA. RefSeq lists its product as uncharacterized. The record is from RefSeq and is a predicted model, not a curated record. The coding region runs from base 682 to 1470 and encodes 262 amino acids. Lineage: Eukaryota; Metazoa; Tardigrada; Eutardigrada; Parachela; Macrobiotidae. The transcript is spliced from 6 exons.
CUAGAUCGGCAGACCGCCAUUAUCUCAGUUGACUCAGCAUAAGGCAUUUUUGCCCGUGAAAAUUUUUUCUCAAAUAAUGCGUUCAAGCAUGCUGCAGAACAUGCUAGAUAAGCUCUACGACUACGAAACAUAUGUUAAAUUCACGGCUGACGUCGUGCGAGAUGGUGUCAUUCAGCGGGGAUAUGUUACGGAUAUUGCUAACGAUGGACUCAUUAUCGACUUCCAUCAUGAUGGCCCAACGUCAACGGAAUUGGUCGAAUUCUCCUGUAUCCGCAUACUGCCAGCCCAAAGGUUUGCAUCCUACCGUUACCUUAGACCACUCGAAGGCAACGCCAAGGUGGAAGUGCUAGUUCGAGACGUAUUGGAUCAACCUCUGACAUGGAGAAAUGCCACUUUCGUGGCACUGGUACCUGACUAUGGCGACAGUGAACCUGAAGAUGAAGGUGACCAAUUUGCCCUGAUUCGACUGAAAUCCAGGAAUCCAUUCUCUUGGCCGUUGUCACUCAUAAGUUCAGAUUAACUGUAGCCAGCGAUAUACGAAUCCGCCAGAAACGAUUCUGGCAAGUAGUCACACCGGAAACGUUCUACAAAGUGACCGUGCCGUACACAUUAUGCCAGAAAACCGAUUGUCCCUUUCCACAAUCUCCCCUUCUGUAUUAUUUGAAACAACUGGACGUUUGUAUGAAGUUGAUCUGGCUGCAAAUGACAGACACGCUUAUUGUAUCUGCUGAUGAUGUGAAUGUGACCGUGGUAUGCCGCAGGAGAACUAAACGGGGCCGAAUGCCAAGACUACCCAGGAAAUUCCAUCGACUAGUUUUUCACCUACACGACCACUUCGUCAAGAGAUACAUUAGACAAGGAGGUACCAUUCGUAUGGAGACAUGGUUCACAAAAACAAUCCAAACGCUACGGUUCUUUCCCAAAUGGUUGGCUUCGAAAUCAAACUUCGCCGGUAACCUGGUUUCUAAAGGUACCUCUCAGGAUUACGAGGAAGUUCAAACAUUACAGACUCUUUCGGAUAUAAUACUGAGUGAGGCAUUACAAAGUAUGGACAAGAUAGCACAGAGGGAGCUAAAACGUGUCUGUCGAAGAUGGUAUAGGCUUCAAUCAAGCGCCACGACAGAGAAGUGUGUAAUUCUGGAAGCUCCGGACCGCUUACACAAUCGCGCGGCAUAUUUGGCGAAAGCACUGCUAAAGCAUACUGAUGUAUCGACACGAAGUCUGCUACUAAUGCAGUUUUCCUGCAGCCACAGCUCCACGGCCAUGCGCUUAUUAGAAGCAAUGCAAUUGCAGUUACGGUUUUACGUGUCUUACCGCAGUACAGAUACAGUACAUUGGCGCAGCCAACUCUACAACCUUGAGGAUGAGCUGUGGUGGUAUCCAGCAGUCAACAAUCUCCACGUUUGUUGCUGCAUGAAAUCGAAAAGCGGUGAACGAUUUACGUUAGCGCCCAUAUACUUCUUCCAUUGACGCUAAGCUGCUACCGCAGAAAUCAUCAUGGCAGCGCCGGAAGAUAUAAAAUGCCUGCUAGAACUUCUCGGCGGUGGCUGGACGUACUGCUGCACGACCAAGACCAUGAAGGACUCAGUCACGGGAAUGUCACGUGUGCUGGAUACAUUAAAUUUCCGUUGUUUUGAGCACGGCAAGUUAUCAGAUGCGAUGGACUGCCCGCACCAUUGGCAAUGGAAAGAUGGAGAACGAUUGAAGAAUGAUCUGCAACGUUGGCCUAUAAGUUCUACGGCAUUGGGUGCCUUAACGAGAGGAUUUGAGGAUUACUGUCCAGCGAGCAUGGAGACUUCAAGCUGUGAGCCAACGGGAUUUCGUCCAGACAUUUUGAAGGUGUUUAUCCGAAAGCCCUGUUUGGUGGGAGAAGAACACUUCAAUUCGUGCGGCGUUCAGAGCUGGUUUCGAUUUAUUUGAUUUUUUAACUACAUAUGUACUUUUCUCGUAACUCUCAUUAAUUACUAUAAUUUUCCCGUUACCAACUUUUUGAAGUGCUUGAUCGGUCUGCGUCGACUUUUAUUGUAAUUCAUUCUAACUCUUUGAGUUAAUGGUGGUAUGCUUAUAUGAAUUACUUGCUAAAACCAAAUUUGUCUAAGGCUUCGUUGUCAGCUCGUCCUGCUAUAAAUAGUU